This is a messenger RNA of Lodderomyces jiufengensis, 474 nucleotides long. RefSeq lists its product as uncharacterized. Gene Ontology annotation, biological process: electron transport chain. The transcript has a single exon. Bases 1 to 474 code for a protein of 157 amino acids. Lineage: Eukaryota; Fungi; Ascomycota; Pichiomycetes; Serinales; Debaryomycetaceae. The record is from RefSeq and is a predicted model, not a curated record.
AUGUUAUCAAGAUAUAUAAUAAAUUCUAAUAAAGUAAUAUUAACGCGAUCAUUUGUAUCAACAUCAAUUAUAAGAAAUUCAGAAUUAGCAAAACCAAUAGAUACACAAGGUAAAGAAAUAGUGUCAGGAGCACCAAGAGAUCUUGUUACAAGUAGGGUUGUUAGAAUAUAUCAAGAAUCAAAACCAGCAACUCAAUCAGGUCAUCAUAAUGGUGAUCAUUGGAAAUUAGAUUGGGAUGUAUUAGGUAAAGGAAACAGAUGGGAAAAUGAUUUAAUGGGUUAUCAAGGUUCAUCAGAUUAUAUGCAAGGUACACAAAUGAAAUUUGAUACAAAAGAUGCUGCUAUAAGAUUUGCAGAAAAUCAAGGUUGGGAUCAUUAUGUUCAAGAACCUAAAAAAAGACAUUUUAGAAAGAAAGAAUAUGCAGCUAAUUUUUAUCAUGUCCCAGGGCCAUUGAAACAUAUUAGAACUAAAUAA